CUAAUAUUAUUCCUUUCUUCUUGAACUUACCUUCCAUUCUUUUUAUAAGCAGAGUACCGAAGCUUCAUCUUCAAAACAUAUGAGAGUUAUUAUACAGUAGUCCUUUGAUUACAAUAAACACAGAAAAUCGAUCACAGGGAGAGAAGAAAUGGCUGAUUGGGGUCCUGUUGUGAUAGCAGUGGUGUUGUUUGUGCUGUUAAGCCCAGGACUAUUGUUCCAGUUACCAGGGAGAAAUAAAGUGGUUGAGUUUGGGAACAUGCAGACAAGUGGGCUUGCAAUUCUAGUUCAUACUGUCCUCUUCUUUGGUCUCAUCACCAUUUUCCUCAUCGCUAUUGGUGUUCAUAUCUACACUGGAUAAUCUUAAACUCACUACUAUUAAUUUUUACACUUGUUAUGUUUUUUUUUUCUAAAGUUUACACUUGUUAUGUUGUUUUUAAUAAAGGGUUGAGUUUCUUUUGUUAUUUAA
Cannabis sativa is the source of this 466-nucleotide messenger RNA. RefSeq lists its product as uncharacterized. The record is from RefSeq and is a predicted model, not a curated record. Lineage: Eukaryota; Viridiplantae; Streptophyta; Magnoliopsida; Rosales; Cannabaceae. Bases 149 to 358 code for a protein of 69 amino acids. The transcript has a single exon.